This is a messenger RNA of Ruditapes philippinarum (Manila clam), 937 nucleotides long. Its product is annotated as mitogen-activated protein kinase 14-like. Gene Ontology annotation, biological process: protein phosphorylation; intracellular signal transduction. The record is from RefSeq and is a predicted model, not a curated record. Gene Ontology annotation, cellular component: cytoplasm; nucleus. NCBI's taxonomy places the organism in Eukaryota, Metazoa, Mollusca, Bivalvia, Venerida, Veneridae. Gene Ontology annotation, molecular function: MAP kinase activity; ATP binding.
CCACAUCUGUCCGUUCGUCUUGAACAAAAUCCGGAAGUUUAAGGAAAGGCGAAACAAAAAUUAAGUUAAAACUUAAACCAACUUUACUCUGUGUUGCUGCAACAUUGAACUGUCAUUGUGUUGUGCGUAUACAUUUCACGACUAAAUGGCCGGUAGGCAACAUUUAAAGGACGGGUUUUACCGUGUAGAACUAAACAAAACUGUUUGGGAGGUUCCAAAUCGUUACCAGUUUCUCAGCCCAGUAGGGUCUGGCGCAUACGGACAAGUAUGUUCUGCUGUGGACAAAAAGACAAACCAUAAAGUAGCUAUAAAGAAGUUGUCAAGGCCCUUUCAAUCUGCAAUACAUGCAAAACGUACAUACAGAGAACUACGUAUGUUAAAACAUAUGCAGCAUGAAAAUGUGAGUAUCCAGCAUGAAAAUGUUAUUGGAUUGCUAGAUGUUUUCACGCCAACUGAGACUUUUGAAGAUUUUGAUGAAGUGUACAUGGUGACAGCUUUAAUGGGUGCAGAUAUGAACAAUAUUAUAAAAACACAGAGACUUAGCGAUGAUCAUGUUCAAUUUCUUAUUUAUCAAGUGCUGCGAGCAAUGAAGUAUAUCCAUUCAGCAGGAAUUAUACACAGGGAUUUAAAACCAAGCAAUAUAGCUGUGAAUGAAGAUUGUGAAUUAAAGAUAUUGGAUUUUGGGCUGGCACGUCACACAGACGAUCAGAUGACAGGGUAUGUGGCUACACGUUGGUAUCGAGCACCAGAAAUUAUGCUCAAUUGGAUGCAUUAUAAUCAAACAGUUGAUGUAUGGUCAGUGGGUUGUAUAAUGGCAGAGAUGUUGACUGGUAGACCAUUGUUUCCUGGCACAGAUCAUAUUGAUCAGCUUACGAAAAUUUUGUCCUUAGUUGGUUCACCAUGUGAGAAACUACUAGCUAAGAUCAGUAGUGAAGAG